This is a messenger RNA of Lytechinus pictus (painted urchin), 8705 nucleotides long. Its product is annotated as E3 ubiquitin-protein ligase Su(dx)-like. Bases 181 to 2466 code for a protein of 761 amino acids. Lineage: Eukaryota; Metazoa; Echinodermata; Echinoidea; Temnopleuroida; Toxopneustidae. Gene Ontology annotation, cellular component: cytoplasm. Gene Ontology annotation, biological process: protein polyubiquitination; proteasome-mediated ubiquitin-dependent protein catabolic process. Gene Ontology annotation, molecular function: ubiquitin protein ligase activity; protein binding. The record is from RefSeq and is a predicted model, not a curated record. The transcript has 17 exons.
AAUGUACAGUUACCAGUCGAGCUGAGGUCAGAGGGCAAGGCUACACAGAAGAGUGGGGAACUCCAUCUUGUCCUGGAUGGCCUCAGUAUAUCCCAGGAAACCCUGACUGCACUAGGAGCAGUCACCCAAAAUGGUCCGUCAUCACAAGUGAAUGGAGAAGUAUCGGGUGGAGUUGAGGGAAUGACUAAUGGACGAUCAGAUGGUCGGAUAGCUGCCCUAGCCAACGCUAUGUCUGGAACACAAUCAGACUCUGGUGGUAGUGCCAAUAAUUCUCCCUCAUCAUCCUCUGGAGCUAGGAGACGGGCUGGUCCUCCUAGGCCAUCACAACCUCCAUCCAGAGACAGUAGACCCACUCCUGCACCAAGAUCAUCAACGAAUUCAACCACAUGGUCAACCACCACCACAACCACUACUGCUGCAUCUAACGGUAAUCGAAACUCAACCGCCCCCACCACAACCAUGGCCAACAGACCACUCCCUUCACUUCCUCCUGUCACAGCACCAGCUCCAGGGGCCGCAGGAGCAGCUUCUGGAGCUAGUGUAGGAGCAGCGGCAGCUACUGCAGGUCAAACAGGGGCAGGAGCAGCACCUCCACCAGCAGGACCACCUCCGGCAGCAGGUGCAUCAGGAACGGCAGCAACACCCCCUCAAGGGGCUCCUCCUGGAGCAAACCAACCUUCUGCAGGUGGACCUCCUGGAAGGAAUGUAGACCUCAAUAAUCAACCUCUACCUUCAAAUUGGGAGAUGAGGUUAGACCAGCACGGGAGACCAUAUUAUGUGGAUCAUAACACACAGACAACUACGUGGGAGAGACCCAUGCCUUUACCAUCAGGAUGGGAGAGAAGGAAAGACCCUCAAGGAAGGAUAUACUAUGUUGACCACAACACACGCACUACAACAUGGCAGAGACCAACACUGGACUCGGUCAGAAAUUUUCAACAAUGGCAGGUACAACAUGCACAACUCCAGCAAACUGCCAUGCAACAGCUACAACAACGACUUUACUUACCGCAAGCAGCUGGAGGUGUAGACCCCAGUGAUCCACUGGGGCCUUUGCCAUCUGGUUGGGAGAAGCGUACCGAUCCUCACCAGAGAGUCUACUUUGUAAAUCAUCUAAACAGAACAACGCAGUGGGAAGACCCAAGAACACAGGGACAAGGAGCAAGUAUGCAGGAAGCUCCUCUUCCAGAUGGCUGGGAGAUCAGGUAUACCAAGGAAGGUGUCAUGUAUUUUGUAGAUCAUAACAACAGAAGAACAACAUUCACAGAUCCAAGGCCUAGUGCUUCAAAAGGUCCAAAAGGUGCAUUUGGUGUCCCUGUUGCAUAUGAGAGGAGCUUCAGGUGGAAGCUUGGUCAAUUCCGUUAUCUAUGUCAGAUCAAUGCAUUACCUAGUCAUGUCAAGAUCAGUGUCACAAGGAAUACAUUGUUUGAAGACUCAUUCCAUCAGAUCAUGAGGUUACAAGCUUUUGACCUUAGGAGAAGACUCUAUAUCAUAUUCAGAGGGGAAGAGGGUCUAGAUUAUGGAGGAGUUGCAAGGGAAUGGUUCUUCAUGCUGUCUCAUGAGGUUCUUAAUCCAAUGUACUGCCUGUUUGAAUAUGCUAAUAAGAAUAACUACUGUCUCCAGAUUAACCCUGCAUCAUCAGUCAACCCAGAUCAUCUACAGUACUUCCGUUUUGUAGGAAGGUUCAUUGCCAUGGCAUUAUACCAUGGUAAAUUCAUCUACAGUGGAUUCACUAUGCCAUUCUACAAAAGAAUGCUCAACAAACCUCUUACACUCAGAGAUCUAGAGAGUAUAGACCCAGAAUUCUAUAAUUCAUUAGUCUGGAUCAAGGACAAUAAUAUAGAUGAGCUUGACAUGGAGAUGACCUUUGUUGCAGACUUUGAGAUUCUUGGCAAGGUAGAGACAGUGGACUUGAAAGAAGGUGGCAAGGAUAUUGAUGUAACAGAGGAGAAUAAAGAGGAAUAUAUACAUUUGAUGACUCAGUUCCGAUUUAAUCGAGGAAUUGAGGAGCAAACCAAGGCUUUCUUAGAGGGUAUGAACGAGGUUGUUCCUCUCCAGUGGCUACAGUACUUUGAUGAAAGGGAACUUGAGCUGAUGCUGUGUGGAAUGCAAGAGUUUGAUGUAGAUGACUGGUAUAGGAGCACCAUCUAUCGUCACUAUACGAGGGAGAGUAAACAGGUGCAGUGGUUCUGGAGGGCUGUCAGGGAGAUGGACAAUGAGAAGAGGGCCCGUCUACUUCAGUUUGUCACUGGAACAUGUCGUCUACCCGUUGGUGGUUUCACAGAGCUUAUGGGGAGCAAUGGUCCACAGAAGUUCUGUAUUGAGAAGGUUGGUAAAGAAACCUGGCUUCCUAGGAGUCAUACAUGUUUUAACCGUCUUGACCUGCCACCAUAUAAGAGCUACGAACAGCUUACAGAGAAGCUUACCUUUGCUAUCGAAGAGACAGAAGGAUUUGGUCAAGAGUGAGGUGACCAUCCAAUCAUCUCCAGUCAAGAUUACCAUGUCCAUCCUUGGAAUUCUUAUCCAGCCAAAUCAUACUGACCACAUGAAUCAGAUCUUCAUAUGAUAUCAUUUUUGAUACACUACCUGACAUAUAUUAUGAACAUGAAAUGUGACAUGAAGAAGACAGGUUAUUGUGAUUCAAAUAAUAUGACUUAUGAGAAUAGGAUUUACCUACAGAUUUCUUCAUUUAUAUUAUCAUGAUGAUCAUGAAGAUUAUGACCAUUUUAAUCUUGUUAAUGGCUUCUGAUACAUGUAUCUCUUUUCAGCUUCUCUAUCUGUAGCAUGGAGGUUUUAUAGCACCUUCUCUUCAGUUCAGUGUGAUAUACAUUCAAAUCCUCAAUUUCCCAUUUGUAGCUUGAUGUAAACUACUGUUGCAUAUUUUUAGAUUUUUGUUAGAUCAGAGGGUAUAUAGGAGUGUUGCUUCUAGUAGCAUGUGAUGACAGGAUCGUGCUCAAGCUUUAUAAGACUCAUCUUGUAGUACUUUCAUAUGUGAUUUCAUUGAUUAAUUAACUAGAGAGAUGGAUCAUUGCAGAAUUAAAGACGAGAGAAGAAUAAAAGAUGUCAGCCAUUUUGCUAAUGCUUUGAAGAGCUCUUACAGUUGAAGGAAAUGAUAUCAAGUCUUUGAUUGAUCCUAGCAUACUGAUUUGCAAUCAAUGGCUGAAUUGCAAUGCUCAGUUAUUAUUGCAUGCUAAAACCAGCCAGAAACCAAACAGCCAGUGUUCUUUCAUAUUUGCCAUCCAUCGCAACCAUUUGUGUCAUGGUACCCAAGUAAACAAGAUAGUACAGUUUAUAGUAUCUACAGCCAUGAAGUUAUUUGUUAACCCUACAUGUAUAUAGCCUGGGCUAUUUCGAAAUUGCUUAGCCAAGGGGGGGGGGUAGGGGCUGUUUUUGCCCCCCCCCUCAUAUUGGUUAUUGAUCACGCUGAAAAUUGGCAUGCACGUCCCUCAUGGCGUGAUGUCCCACAUUGGAUAGUAAAUUGUACCAAAAUUAUUCAAAUUGAUUUUUAAUUAAUUAUCAAAAUGCAUAAAAUCACAAUCUUAGUAAUACUUAUACAAUACUUAACACUAAAAGGACGGGGGGGGGGGGGGGGCAUGAUGCCCCCCUCAACGCUUUGCACGAUACAUCCAUAACGCAAAAAGAUAAGAGCCGCAAAAUUUUAUGACAUUUUUCUGUAAAGUCUCGCGCAACUUUUGAGACCAAAUUUGUGAUGUACGGGUAUAGUGUCGCGAUGCCACAUGACUGUUUAUGAGGCAAUGUCAUACCGAAAAUGGCUAAUUUUUUUACUUUGUGUACAAAGUCUAUGGGAGAUGAAAUUCAUAAAAAGGGGAUUAUUUUUCAUUCUAAUUGGUCUGCUUAAUCAAUUUAGGGUUUAAUUUAGUUGUUUAUUGGUCUGUAAUAAUUUCCAUUGAAAAAAAAAACAAUGAAAAACAUAGAAAUACAUAAGAAAUUCUAAAAACAUAGAAAUACAUAAGAAAUUCUAAAAACAAAGUAAUUUAUAAGGAAAAAUUUGGCUAAAGCAAUUUUUAUUUGGGGAAGCCUUUAAAUAAGAUUACAAAGAUAACAUCUGAGAAAACAUGAAAAUUUGAAGUGAAAUUGGGUUUUAAAUAUGCAAAUAAUGUUCAAAUAAUGUUUUUUUAUACUGGCUUGUAGUUUAUGUGGUAAAGAAUGUGCGUGCCAAUAUUCGACUGAAUUGUGCAAACAGCGGCCAAGAUCAGAAGGGUCCUCAAUACAUCUCAAGUAGCCCAGUCCUUUUAGGGUAUAUUGCUCCAAAACUGCUGAAUUUUGGUCUGGGCACUCUUUUUAGGAUACUCAUCAAAUGUAUAUUGAAAAAAUGGUGAUAUCAAUUUUUCUCUCGCCUGAACAAAGUUGACAGAGACUUAGUGAUCACUCUUCAUUUAGUCUGUUUCAAAAUUUAAAGUUUUUGUUCAACUUGCUCCCAUUGCUUUAUUUCUGCAUCAAUUUUAUUCACAGUAGGUACAUAUGAUCCUUGGGUAAUACCACAUGUGUGUUGUUGAGGAUGAUGGGGUCAGUGGUCAUCUAGAGGUCAAAUGAUAUAAGGUCAUGUCCAUCCUUUUUAAAAAUUUUUGUUCAACUUGCUUUCAUUUCUCUAUUUCUGCAUCAAUUGUGAUUGCACUUGGUACAUAUGAUCCUUGGGUAAUACCACAUGUGUGUUUAUAUUGAUGAUAAGGUCAAAGAUCAUAUUGCAUAUUUUAUUGAUCGCGAAAUCAGGCGAGAUUCGUUCAUGAACCACCUUGUUUUCUUAUGUAUUUUUAUUUUUAUGUAAAUUUCUCAUGUAUUUCUUUAAUUUUUAUGAAAUCAUCAGUGGCACUAUUUCAAGUCAUAAAUAACUUGAAAUCAAUAGCUUUUGAUCAUUAAAAUUAAAAAUAUUGAAACAUUUGUGAAUUAUUGCUAAUGCAGAUUUUGCAUUGGAUUUGAACUUGAAAUCACGUUUUGGAGCAAUUUUGGGUCUGACAUUCACAAGUUUACGAAAUGUUGCAUAACUUCAGAACCUUGUACCCGUGUCGCGAAUUUGGUCUUUAAUGUUGUGCAAGGCUUGAAGGAAAAAACUUAUGAAAAGUUCUGUGUGAUCUUAUUGCAUUGCAGAUAUAUCACAAAAUACUAGUAAUGUUAAGGGGCAAAAGCUGCCCCCCCCCCCCCUGUUCUAGAUCUAGGGUUAAUGCAGAAUUUGGCUCUAAUGAUAUGAAUAGAUGGAGGAAUCAAGCACAGGUGUGCAAUCACUGCCAUAAAAAUAUACACUAUCGGAAGCUCUGUUGAUUCUUUAUUUGUCAAUGUAUGCAUACAAAGAAAUUUGGAUUCCUGUGGCUUUAACAAUAAUUAGAUACAAAGAUGAAAAAUAUAGUGUAUCAUAACAAUAUUGAAAACUGUACAUAAACAACAACAAAAAAUGAAUUAUUAAUAGCUUUCUGCAAUUACUUAAAUAUCCCUAAAUUGAUAUAAUGUCAUAUUCAACAUUAGACUGUGAUGUUCAGGGCCCCGUCUUACAAAGAGUUGUGAUUGAUCCGAUCAACCACAGCUAUGGACGGCCAGCAACGUCAACAUCUAAAAUGCAAAUUUGUUCAAAAUAUUUUCUAGAUAUAUGAUGUAUAUUCAUACAUUCAUUGUUUUCUUGAAGAUUCAGUGUGAUUCUCGUAGAAAAAAAUUUAUGGUAGAGUGAAAGAAACAAGUUGAAAAGACAUUGGCCCCAAUUCACAAAGGUUCGUUUUAAAAAUCAUUGGUUUCUUGUAUGAAUUACGUUUCAUUUAUUGCAUAUAUAAAAAAAUUUCCAAUGCUGAUGUGUGCUUUUGUGAAAGUGCACUGUGACAAAAGCAUGCAUCAGCAUACAUGUAGGACAUUUGUUUAAUAUACGUGGUAAAUAAGCGUAAUUUAUACAGGAAAUCUGCAUAAACCAUGGGUUCAACCGAUGAUUUUCAAAACCACCUUUGUGAAUUCGGGCCAUUAUCUUUCUAACACAUGAACAAAGUAUGGAGAUGCUGUUUUUGUUUGUGUGUGUUUGAAGAAUUAAAGUUAGUUAUUUUAUAAAAGGAGGAGACUUUUCGCCAUAAUGGGAUGGUAAUUUAUAGAGAUAUAGAUUAUGGACAUGUCAGAUCUGCCAGUCAGAAUGCCAUAUCACUAAAGAUACAGUUGUAGCAAAUUAUUUUUAUAUUCAUACUAGAGAAACUGUAUCUUUAGGAGAUGGUUGGCAUAUCUGAGAGUCAAUCAAGAUGCUGAUAUAAUGCAAGCAAAGCAUAAGUUCAACAGAAUAUUUCUAACUUGACUGGUAACAUAGGAAGAAUCAAAGAAUAUUUUGAAGGAUUGUGGAAAGCGUCCAUAUUGGGAACAAAAUUAUCUGCGUGCAGCAUGUUGGAUAUCUCCUCAAGAGCAAAAAGGAAAUGUCUACAUCUGAAAGAUCUCUUUUUCAGUUUAAUGCAUUGACUGAGUAAGAAAGAUCAUCAUGAUUGUUAAAAGGUUAUAGCGCAUGGUUUCUGAAGAUGAGUUUGGCUACUGAAUGUACCACAGCAUAGCAUGCAAUAUGUCAUGACUGCUAGGGUGUCCUGCCAUUACAAAUGCAUGAUUGGUUGUAUCUAGGAGACCUUCACAAUGUUUUGAUAUAAUUGUUUUCUUCUUCAGCCUACAUGUACAUGUAUCACUUGUUCAGUUGUGCCAAUAUUUGGACCUGGUUUUCCUAUUUUCUCAUCAAAUUAAUAUAAAUUAAUAUCACAAUUUUAAGAAAAUCAGCUGUAAAUUCAUAAUUACAGUGGCCUUAUCUUUCUGUAUAUUUGAACAUUUUUCAACACGACAGAUUGUACUUCUACUUGACAUCUGAAAGAUAUUGGCAAAUAUGGAAAGCAAAUUAUUUAUUCAUUUGCCUUUUCCUGUAGGUGAUUUAUUCCUCAUCCUUUUUCAGUCAAAAUUAUAAUUACAUGUAUAUCAAAUCUACGAUCUUAUCAUACUUCUUCACUUGCAUCCAAAAUGGAGUAUAAAUGAUGGAAUUGUCUAUUUUGCUCUUAAUUCUGUAUAAUUUGCAUUCAAUUUCCAUGAAUAAAGCACCAGCUUUCUGAUAUAUUCCAAUAUUGAUUUUUAUUUGUCAUUAGAGAUUCAUGCCAUAUGGAUUCCACACACAUUACUAAUAUGGUUAUUAAAUCUCAACAAUAUUGUGAAUUAUUAUUUUUUUAAUGUGCCAUUUUAGUUUGUUCAUUUGAAUUUACGCAUCCUGUAUAUAUUUAUAGAUAUUUUCACUCUCAGACUUAUCAAUAUGUUUUUAUUCAAUUCUUUAAGUGUGAGCAAUCACCGUAAAAGUCUAAGCUCUGUGUAUUGAUUGGGCCUUGGAAUAGAAACUUUUAACCAUUAUAAAAAGAUGGAUUUAUGUCCAUUGCUUUUUGUCUCGCCCACUGGAGGUGAAGACGAGACUAAGGGAUCCAAAAAUUUGUCUGUCCGUAGUCACAAACAUUAUGACAUAACUUUGCAACCGUAAGUCACUUUUCAACCAAACUUGGGUUGUAGAUGCCUUAAGAGGACCUUCUUGUUACAGUGCAGUGAGAAGUCACAUGGUAAGGUCAAAGGCCAUUUGAGGUCAAAUGUUGAAGUUUAUGUGCAAGACUUAUGAAACAUACUCUGCAACCAUAUCUUUUCAACUAAACUUUGCUUGAAGCUGCACUAAAGGGACAUGCAUGUUAUAGUGCAAUCAAAGAUCAUAUGGUAAGGUCAAAGGCCAUUAGAGGUCGUGUGUUAUCCCUAAUUUAAAUGGGCUAUUUCUAAAAAAAAAAAUUGUUUAUGUAAAAAGACCAGGAUAUACUGGGAGGUCUCAAUUUGACCACCCCCCCCCCCUUCAGAUCUCGGCCGCUGAUUUAAGAAAUAUCUACAAAAAAUUGCGAGAACAUGAUUAAUUUCUUAUGUAUUUUAUUGUUUUUUAAUUCUUAUGUAUUUCUUUGUGUUUUAUUGUUUUUUAAUUAAUUUUGUCGGGGACCAUUUUGCGAUCAUAGCAUAAAAUAAAUCCAUUCAAACCAACAAAAGUAAAAAUAAUCAUACAUUUAUGAUUUUUGGUUGAAAAAACAAUUUGCAUUGUACAUGGAAUCAUGUUUUUUAAAGCAAUUUUGGGUCUGACAUGAGCUUACAAAAUGUUGCGUAAUCGAUUCGCGUACCCGGGCGUCACAAAUUUGGUCUCAAAAGAUGCGCAAGAAAAGUCUGAGACGAAAAAAUUGUCAUUAAGUAAGGGUUAACCUUCACGCAUGUAAUAUAUCAGUGCAAUAAUGUAAUUCACAUCAAAGGGGUGGAGUAGGUACAGGGGAAGGUGAAAGGGAGUAGCAUUUCAUGAAAUAGCCCUUCUUAAAUUUUAUUUUGUAUUACAUUCUAUACCAGAUAUUUCAUAAUGAGGUUUGGAUAAUUCCGCUAUUGUCUCAUUCUCUGUCCUUCGUCAUCUCAUAUAAAUAGUAUGUUGCUUUUUGAAAUAAUCAAACAAGACUUAUUUGAUAGCUUCGAAAAAACAACUUGGUUAUUUUAUCAAUCAUUUAUUGUCAUCCUCCUCAGGUUUACCAAUACCUUUGGGGGAAAAAUAUAUGAUAUUUUACCACAAUAUUCACUUUGCUUUUUCAUUUUUUUUAGUCCUGUACUUUGUUCUAAAAGUGAGUGACCUAGACUUGUUUUCAUUGUAUGUUACUUUCCUUUAUCUUAUAUUGAACAAAGGUGAUGCACAAAAAAAAUAAUAA